Cladocopium goreaui is the source of this 4902-nucleotide messenger RNA. NCBI's taxonomy places the organism in Eukaryota, Dinophyceae, Suessiales, Symbiodiniaceae. The record is from the annotation of a GenBank genome assembly.
AUGCCUGCUCCCGAUGCAGAUGGCUUGUCUCCAAGGGAAUCCGGGCCACUCCCUAUAAUGCCCGAUGGUAGGCCUCUAUGGCGUGAUGGGACUUUGGUCUUCCAAGUUAGGUCUGAGAUUCGUCCAGUGCAAUUUGCAAGAGAUCCGGGGGAUGAUCGUCCUGGGGUCAGUCUCAGUUUGCUCUUUGAUGUUGGUGCGUAUAGUCGUGAACUUUGGAACCGAGUAGAAUGGAGUGUAGCUGAGCUGGUUGCACUUGAUCCCAAUCAGAUGCUGCAGGUCAUUCCGCCAGUGAUUGAAAAUCCCACAAAGCUUUGGUCAGUUCGCAAUCAGGUCCUUUCUGCACGUGAUCGCUUGUCAAUUUUAGAAAAUCAACUUGGGGUGAUGGCAGAUGAUGAAAUUCUGUUCCACCUGGAACAGCUGGAUGCAGAAUGCUUGAGUGGGGAUGAAUUUCCGCCAAAGAGGAUUGGUCUUAUUGAACCAAUUGUUGCGGCAGCUUGGCUUGAUCCCAACUCGUUUGACUGCACGGACUGGGCGGCUACGCAUCCUGAGAUCCGAGCGGAAGGAAUACAACUGGUUGGCGUAUUGGGCCACUUGGAGGGCUAUGUUGAGAUCUUGGAGGGCUAUAAGGUGUUGAUUCAGGCUAGCAAUGUUGAGCCGGUGGAGUUGGUGCCUGCAGUGUGCACAGACCCUCCUGGAUGGACAUCUGUUCCAUCUAAUCCAGGCCCACCUGUAGGUGCUGUUCGCUGGUAUGGAUCUGCCAUUGUUACCAAGAUCAUGGAUUGGUUCUGGGAUGCGGUAGACAAGGAGCCUGGCCCUGUGGUGUGGGUCUCCAAUGCACAGCUUUACAUUGACUAUGCACUGACCACGGGUGAUGCGGGGCCCAUUCAUGUCCACCGAUUGCAGGACAGUGCUGAUGUUCCUUUGGAUGCGCUGCUCAGCAUUGGGUUCAAAGAGCGGGUCCGAUGGUUUGGCAGGGUGUUGAGGGAGAUCCUGAAGCACGCAGGAAUUACCUGUGAAUCGCGCUACUGUAGGCCAGUGUCACAUAUGAUCUGCAUGCAUGCCAGCUGCACGGGUGUCCCUAUGGCGGAGGACCGGCUGUGUGCCGCAGAUAGAUGGAUGGCGAAAUUCACUCGAGUCCCGUUCCGGCGCCAGUCGCGGGAGCUCGAUCACUUGCCGGUCCGAAAUUUCGACAUCCCAAGGGAUCAACAGACCACUGACGCAGAUUUGAUGCGUUCAGUGCGGGUCGAUCCGCCGGCUAAGGCCGAGAUCGACAUCGCCAAUCCCAGCGGACCAGUGGUACGACCGCUCUUGGCAAGACAACGGGGAUUGGGACAGCCGAGCCCGAUCUACGCAGCCAACGUCCUCUACGGAGACGAGAGGAGAGAUAGCCGAUUCACUCAAGACAGGAAUUGUCGUGGACAUCGAUCCGUUGCAGCGACCCAGCGCCGGAUCGAUCGAGGACAAGAGCGCCGAAGACAGGCAGAGCUAGCAGCCCAACAGGCGCAGGCAGCGACUCAGACAGAGCCGCAACAAGGAGACACCGCUCCUCCCGAGCCAAGUAGACCCCCACGGGUGUCCACUAGCGAGAGGAGAGCGCGGUCAGCCCCGCCCCCAGGCCAAGCAGCCUUAGAGGCGAACGAAGAGGCUGAAGUAAGCCUGGUCCCUCGGAAGGAUCGCAGGCGAAGAGACAAGGCCGAGACAAAGGCCGAACCACAAGAGCCGAUUCUAGAAGAAGAACUGGAAGAGGUUCUAGAGGAGGAGCUACCAGCUUCUUCCUCCGUUCGUGUGCCCACUCCUCCAAGGGUACCGGACGAGCACUACAUCAGUGAAGCCCGGCGCAUUCUGGACCAGCCUCAGCCAGAGGUUCCAGAAGAGAUCGCAGCCGCGGCAGCUGACGCGCCAGCAGAAGAAUCUGGCAACGAGACGGAAGUUGAGUGGGGAGAUUCGCUCUCGAGCUACAGCAGCUACGAGGUGUGCGAGAUCCCUGACCUGGAAACCGCCAGGCGAGAAGCAGAAGCUGUAGCAGCCCAAACCAAGUGGCUGGAGCAGCGUCGUCUCCAAGCACCCCCAUGGUACGCAACGGGAGUUGCGGGGAGCACCGCACGGUCCUCCGCCGACAGCAAAGGCCCAGCAGUUGAGGCCGAGCUGAGCAAGGCAUUGGACUUGUCGUGGACGAAAGGCCCGAAGAAGAACGCGAUGACAGACCCACAACAGGUCAUCGGCGAAAUGCAGCUGAGGAUGGAUGCUCUAGCGAGUCAGAUGCAAGCGCUGAAUAUCGCCCAUCAGAGCCAGCCGCAACAGAACGCCCAGCUGCAGCAGGAAAAGCAAGAGCUGGACCAGCGCCUGACAGGCGUUAUGGCACUAUUGCAGCAAUCCUUGCAGCAGACCGCGAACGUAGGCGUCGCCCAAGGGCAAGUUCCCCCGCUCCAGAGCGCGGGAACACCCGCCGGAAGCAGUAAGCCGGUCAAUCAUAUUGACGUGCUCAAGUCUGUGAAGCAGCCUCAAUCCUUAAAGGAUCGAGACCAAUGGGAACGGUUCAGUUUCCAAGUAGAAACAUACUUGGCUUUGCUGGACGAAAACUUUCCAGCAGACUUGGACAAUGCACGCAAGCUCACCAGUUUUGUAGAUCCAGUCGAUAUGACUGACGAAGCCAAAUCCCGAGGGAGGCAAUUGUUUGCAAUGCUGAACUCGUGGACUCAAGAAUUGGCAGUGGCAAGUAAGAUUGCCCGUGGCAUUCGAGACCAAAAUGGUUUUGAGUUUUGGAGACUGUUGUGGCGUGAAAUGGCCCCAGACAAUCACUCCAAGAGUUUGAUCUGGCGGCGCUCGUUGCUCAGUCCCAAGUUUCCUGCAAAGGAAGCAGAGUUUUCAGCGGCACUCCAAGAGUGGGAAGCUGACCUGGACAAAUAUGAGGCCGAAUAUGGUCCCAGUAAGGCCAUCAGUGACGAAGACAAAAGAGCUGUAGUCCUUACUGAGGCGCCAACUGCCCUGAAGCAACACCUUUCCAUGCACAUUGGAACCCUUUCCACGUAUCAGUCUGUGCGUGAGGUGGUGGUGUCCUAUCUGCAAGCAAAGCAGGUUUGGAGGCCAUCAGCCGCGUAUGCGGAGGCCAUCAGCCGCGUAUGCGGGAGCCGCCGCACGCACAAGAGAUCCAGAUGCCAUGGACAUCAGCCUUGUGGCAAAGGUCAACAGGAGAAGGAUCGUUGCGCCAUAUGCUGGAAAACCGGCCAUACCAUUGAGAAGUGUUGGUUCAACUCAAAAGGCCAACCAAAGGGGAAGGGCAAGAAAGGAGUUGCAGGUAUCACUGAAGACAAUGCGUCAGUGAUCUCUGCAGGGCCAUCUGCAUCUCAAGUUGGUGGUCAAAGUGUAAUCACCCUUCCAUCCACGACCACUUCCAACAAAGGGAAGAACGUUGGAAUGAUCGGGGAACACCGACUUCUCAUGGUCAAGGCCACCAGCAGCGGGCAACACCGCCAUGUUUCACCAAAGGCCAUUUUGGCCAUACCAGAAGGUGGAGAAAUCUCUACUGGCAAUGCCAUUUUGGCAAAGGAAUCUCUUGUAUCCAAGUUGGAAGCAAUUUUUGCCUAUCGAGACCAACCUGGAUGGCACGACCCUGAUCCCAACACCAAGGUGUUUGUGGUGAAAGGCAAGAAUGGUGCCACACGAAAGUAUGCUACACCAGGGUCACAGUAUCCUGGCUACACGUUUAGGUCAACGUGGCAGUGGAAUGAAGAGUCCAACGCCUGGGAUUGCAAGGAGUUCAGAAAGAAAUGGAAGCUCCUGCAUGAGCCACACGAAACGUUUCAAGGCACCAGGGUAUGGGCACUUCAAGUCUUCCAAAGAAGUGACACUGCACGAGUGGCCAAGGUUGCCAGCAGAGGCACACUGCUGGUGGACACAGGAGCCUGCUCUUCAGUCUGUAGACCUGAGGCUUUUCCAAGUGCUCUCUUGGACCCCAACGCCGUUGAGGAACUAUACACGGUGGAUGACACUCCACUGAAGGCGUGCGGGGAAAUCCGCCCUCAGCUCAGGCUUGGAGACAAGCUCAAAGAAGAAGCUCAAGUCACCUUCCAGGUGGUUGAAGGUGUGAACGAAAACAUCCUGUCAGUCAACAGGGCAUUGGACAUUGGAGCCAGUGUCCACUUUGAAAGUGACAACUGCUACAUCCAAUGGGCAGAUGGCAGGAAAGCCACGUUUGCCAGGCAAGGCAAACAGUUUCUCCUUCCGUUUGAAGAGUUGGAGCAACCUACCACCAGACAUGGCAAGGUGGCAGCCAUCGAUGAAGAUGCAAUGGCAGUUGAAGCCUAUGCCAUGCAAGAGGAUGAAGAAGCCGAGGCAGUGCAAGAAUAUGCCAGGCGUGAAGAAGAAGUGAGAAAGGCCAAGGAGCUUCUGGAACAAGACCCCGGUCUCUUGGCAGACCUGGAGGAAGAAGCGGAAACCCCGCCACCUGUGGAGCCAGAGGGGUUGUCACAACCCAUAAGCCCCACUGAGGCGCAGGUGGAAUCCCAUCGCCUUACACACCUACCGUUUCAACCAUGGUGUGAAGAGUGCGUGUCGGGUAAGGCCAAACAAGAUUGGCAUAGGAGGGAUCAAUCCUCAACGCGUGAGGGAACAGGGUUGAUCCAAAUGGAUUAUUUCUUUCUCUCUCCUGAGAAGGAGGAAGAGGUUGAAGAUGAGUCAAGGCUGGUCACAAUCCUGUGUCUGACUGACACGGUGACAGGUUGGCCGCUGGCACUUCAACUUCCCAACAAGUCAACCGAGAUAGCCCAGUCCAGGUACUGUCUGCAAAAUGUGGACCUCUACCUGAAGAACCUUGGGUACAGCAAAGUUAUUCUGGCGCAUGAUGGCGAGCCCUCAAUCAGAGCACUGGCUGAGUCAAUCCAAAGACAUGUUGGAUCCAGCUGA